Messenger RNA from Alternaria atra, 1716 nucleotides. RefSeq lists its product as uncharacterized. Gene Ontology annotation, cellular component: endoplasmic reticulum. Lineage: Eukaryota; Fungi; Ascomycota; Dothideomycetes; Pleosporales; Pleosporaceae. The coding region runs from base 1 to 1716 and encodes 571 amino acids. Gene Ontology annotation, biological process: GPI anchor biosynthetic process. The record is from RefSeq and is a predicted model, not a curated record. The transcript is spliced from 3 exons.
AUGACAACAUACGACGAGUAUGGCACUCCCGUCGGCGCAUACUCAGAACCGGAGAGCUUGACACACCAAGCAUGGCGGCUGGUACGGGCGUUCUUUCUAUAUCGUAUCCGACCUGCUGUGCAGGGCAAAAGAAACGAGCUGCAAAGUGGAAAUUGGAGCUUCAGGCGGCUAUUUACGCUUGUGAAAGCGCUGGUGCUGCUGUGGUGGGUGGUUUUGUACUGGGGCGAAAGAGGUGUCUUCAAUAGCGCUGUGGAGAGCUGUAAUUGGGACAGUUGGGAGAACUGGGAAACUGGCGCAAACCCCCAUAGACUCAUCUUCGUCGCCGACCCGCAACUCAUAGAUCCGCACACGUAUCCCGGUCGCCCGUGGCCUCUCAACCCUCUGGCCUACAAGUACACCGAUCUCUACCUUCGUCGCACCUAUUCUCGCUUUCAGACUAUCCUGUACCCUGAUACUAUAUUCUUCCUCGGCGAUCUAUUCGAUGGUGGCCGCGAAUGGUCUACGCGUACGACUACUUCGCCUGAGAAACAGUAUCGCAAAUAUGGCGACGACUUCUGGAUGAACGAGUACAGGAGGUUUGGGGAUAUCUUUUUUAAGCACUGGGGGGAUGGCGGUAUGCAGGCGAGACCCGGACAACCUGGAAGGAAGCUCAUAAGCAGUUUACCUGGUAACCAUGACUUGGGGUUUGCUAGAGGAGUACAAGAAGGAGUCAGAGACAGGUUCAACGCCUACUUUGGCGACGGGAACAGAAUCGACGUCAUUGCGAACCACACUUUCGUCUCAAUCGACAGCGUCUCCCUGAGCGCACUCGGUCAAGAGUCACCAGAACAGGUCGAGAAGCUAUGGCGGCCCACGAAAGGCUUCCUCGAAGAUGCAAAGAAGCGUAAAAAGCGUCUAAUACAGCGCGAGCUACGUGCCCAGCAAGGCCUCAGACCAUACCCCGGUAUGCCUCACCACGCCAUUGAGAAGAAAGACUUAGCAACAUCCCAACUUCCACACGCCAACGACGAGAUCACCGAAUUCCCUACAAUACUCCUAACACACGUUCCUCUCUACCGCGCCCCAGGUACACCCUGCGGCCCUCUCCGCGAACACUGGCCCCCGACCCAUCCACCAGCCGGCCAACCACCCCUCGAACACGACGACCGCAACGCCAUCUCUGUACGCGGUGGAUACCAAUACCAAAACGUGCUCAACCGUGAAAUCACCGCCGACAUAGCCGAGAAAGUAGGCGACAUACGAUACGCCUUCUCAGGCGACGACCACGAUUACUGCGAGGUUCUCCACAAAGCAUACACCAGCGCUGGUGGCGGUAUACGGGAGAUUACCGUUAAAAGUACAAGCUGGGCCAUGGGUGUCAGACUCCCUGGUGUACAACUCGUCAGUCUAUGGAAUCCUGUCGACAUACACGGCAACCCCAAGAACGGCGAUGCAAGUAAGACGAUUCAAACAAAACUAUGCCUGUUACCAGAUCAAAUAGGCACAUUCUUGAGGUACGGAAUGUUAUUUGGCCUCACGUUAUCGCUUCUCGUACUUCGCGCAGCUCUCGUCACCCUCGGUCUUGUCUCUUCAAGUGAAACAGACACGACGACAGAGAGCCCCCUUCUACCUACAGCAAGCACAAACACAUACCCUGCUACAGCGGAAAAGGAAUCCCACUCCUCAAACUCUUCAACAUCUUCUGAACGCACAGGAAACCUUACAAUCUCCCGUUGA